UCGAGCCCCGGAUAUCUCCGGGCUCCCCAAGAGGAGCUUUUUCGGGGGCAGAGGAGCCGCGAUCGCCCCUCGGGAGGGUCCCGGGGGUCCACGUGGGGAUGGCCCGGAUUUUCCAUUCCCAAACCUUGACAAUAUGGAGGAGGAGAAGGCUUGGAGGAAGAGGAAGAUGCCUCAGGACACCCAGGCAGGGAAGGAGCUGAGGAUGGAGACCAGGGAGGAAAAAUCCCCAGGGACAAACCUCAUGGAAGAGGCUGUUUUGAGCAGCUCCACAGUGCAGGAACGCAAUGUGGAGGAAAAGCCCCGGCAAUCCCGCACAAGGAGGGGCUGCAAACCCAGCCCAGGGUGGUCUGAGGAGAAAAGACCCACCCUGAACCAGGAAGGUGGACAGAGCUUCAGCCAGAGCUCAGAGCUGGUGGCCCAUGAGCAGCUUCAUGCCAGCAAGAGGCCCUAUGAGUGCUUGGAGUGUGGGAAGAGCUUCAGGAAGAGAUUCAACCUGAUCUGCCACCAGAGGAUCCACACUGGGGAACGGCCCUACAAGUGCUUGGAAUGUGGGAUGAACUUCAGCCACAGGUCCAACCUGGUUGUCCACCAGAGGUUCCACACUGGGGAGAGGCCCUACGAGUGUCCCAAGUGUCAGAAGAGGUUUCACACCCACCUCCUUGUACAUGAGCGCAUUCACACCGAGGAGAGGCCCUUCCGCUGCUCCAACUGCGGGAUGGACUUCAGGCACAGAUCCACCCUCGUCACCCACCGGCGCAUCCACACCGGGGAGAGGCGCUGUGAGUGUCCCCAGUGUGGGAAGAGCUUCUCAGACCGCUCGUUCUUUACCCGACACCAACGGAGCCACCGGUAAGGGCAGCCCUGUGAGUGCCCCAGCUGCAGGGGGAGCUUCAUGCACUGCUCCAGCUUCAUCCCCCAUGGGAGGACCCACGUUGGUCAGAGCCCUGGCGAUCCACAUUCCUGGUGAUCUGCAUUGGGAAGGCAGCUGGACAUUCUUUUGUUUUGACCCUAAUUUUCUUUGGAUUCAUCUU
Molecule: messenger RNA, 1031 nt
Organism: Melospiza melodia melodia
Lineage: Eukaryota; Metazoa; Chordata; Aves; Passeriformes; Passerellidae
Product: zinc finger protein 239-like
Exons: 3
Coding region: 134-853 (239 amino acids)
Biological process (GO): regulation of transcription by RNA polymerase II
Molecular function (GO): RNA polymerase II cis-regulatory region sequence-specific DNA binding; DNA-binding transcription factor activity, RNA polymerase II-specific
Source: RefSeq, a predicted model, not a curated record